Suillus plorans is the source of this 1557-nucleotide messenger RNA. RefSeq lists its product as uncharacterized. The record is from RefSeq and is a predicted model, not a curated record. Lineage: Eukaryota; Fungi; Basidiomycota; Agaricomycetes; Boletales; Suillaceae. The coding region runs from base 1 to 1557 and encodes 518 amino acids. The transcript has 3 exons.
AUGGUAUCAACAACCGAGGACCAAGCUGUAAAAUUCCCUCCUCUCUUGUCCAAGAAAUUCAAUAUCACUAAUAUCAAACAAGACAUCCUCAAGUGGGAUAAGGAUUGGGAGGCGGCGAUCGCAUCAUUAACAGCAGCAGACGUCCUCAAGGAGAUUUCCUAUUUACUGGAUGAUUCUUUCCUCACUCCCGAUGACCUGAAGUCCCUCCACUUGGAUCUCCGCAACAUCCAAGAAGGCGCAGCUCGAAGCCUGCGCAAGAUUCUUCACGGAGGACGAUUCAACACCAUCUGGCUGUUGUUGGGUGCCUCUGCACAGAGGAGACAUAUCCUUCAGGGUCUUGAGAAGGCAUCUGAGGCACCUAGUACGCUCUUGGGCCAAGACAAUCGUGCUCUUUGUCCAGAUGUCACAGUUUCGAACUUCCUAUCGGAGGGCGGGAAGGGUUUUAUCGGGUUCCUUACUCGUUUCUUGGAGGUCUUCGACUCGUCUGAUCCAACAUUCCUGCCAAACUCUUGGUGGGAACAGGCGUCGGAUCUGCCAAACUCAUGGUGGAAACAGACAUCGAAUGAUGCUAGCAGACAGAGACCUGAAGGUACAAAGAUGGUGUUUGAAGUUGCAACUAUCUACAGGAAUAAGUUCAUCGGUUUCUUCCUGCUGGCCUCGUUGGAGUCGAUCUUACACGACAUCAUCCAUCGUAGCGUGGGGAUGAAAGACGUCCUGAACGUCGUGGAGAAUACGGGAGCGCAUUUUGCCCAUUCUUUAGCACAGGCAAAGACUACUCUCAGGGACAAACCCCUUGUACGCUGCGAGAACUGUACGAAAACACCAGAAGACAUCGGUGAAGGCGUUCGCUUCAUGGUGUGUAGUAUUUGCAAAACAAAACUCAAGUUCCAAGUACAUUAUUGUUCUCAAUCCUGCCAGAAGGAAGACUGGCCCGUUCACAAAAAGGCUUGUGGCAAGAAGGAGGUUUCGAAAGGUCUCAGCGGAACCAAGGAUGACGACCUUUGGCAAUUUAGUGGUGGUCAAAUGGGUCCAAUUGCCGAUAUGAUGCGUAAUCUUCCAACGAAUCGGGAUGGGACUGUGGAUAUUGCAAACGUUGGCGUAGGUCCCUGUAAGGGCCGACGUUCCCCUGCUGCGGAGCGUCAAGCCAAGAUGCUUGAAGCCGACAAAAAUGCCGAUUAUUUCCUCUUCACUGCAAGCGAUGUACCAGUUCGCUUUGUGAUUGAUGAUCCAGGAGCGAAGAUGGUCUUCCGGAUCAACCGGCGCAUGAUCAUGACGCAGACCGCUGAUUCUGGUCUCGAGCCAAUGGCAGAGUACAUGCUCAAACACAUGAGCGGAUUUCCUGGUUUGAGUCGGGACAUCAUCCUCAAGCAACUCUGCGCGGAAUAUGGGAAUAACACCACUAGAAAGGUAGUCGAGUGGGAGCGGAAAAGUCGAGAACGUGGAGUCAGCACCGGCACGGUGAUAGGGUCUCUGUCGAAGGAUUUCAUGAAGGUAUUUGGGCACACCUUCUCCACCAAGUGGUAUGGGUUUUUGUUCUCGUUCACUGGAUUUUAUUGA